GUUCGUGCUUACUUCUGUCUCGCCCCUCACCCGGCAUCGACGGUCCUCCGUCGUAGGCGCGCGCCACCGGUCAACAACAACAACCUCUCUCUCUCUCUCUCUCUCUCUCUCCGGUCAAGCAUGCCGUUCCUGCUCACCGAGCUGCCGUGGGGCCAAGUGCUUGUCGAGGCCGCCAUACUCGUCGCCGAGCUCCUGUUGAUCCUCUUCCGCCUGGUCCCGUUCUCGUGCUACCUCGUCAUUCCGCAGGCGCUGUUCGUCGGCAUCGUCUGCCACAACCUGCCCGUCAAGCCGGCGGGCAUCGCCGCGUCGAUCAGCCUGCGCGUGCCGCUCCUCGCCCUGACGCUGUACGCGCACUACGCGAUCGGCAUGCGACUGCCGCACGUGCACGCGCUCCUCCUCUACGCGCUCGACUUCCCCUUCUUCUUCGACAUACUCGCAUGGACCCUCCUCCUCGGCCGCUGCGCCUCCCUCACCCAGCAAGCCAAGGCGCAGCCGACCGUCGACCUGGUCGCAGCCCUGCGAAAGGUGCGGCCAAACAAGCCGAAGCUGGGCAAGCGAGUGGUCAUCGUGGGGAACGGGCCUUCGGUGCGCGGCGUCGGGACGAAGAUCGACACUUUCGACGAGGUCGUGCGCUUCAACCACUUUUGGUGCGGGGGCGACGAGAUGGUGCAGCACCGCGGCUCGCGCACCACCGUCCACUUUUCAAACUCGUACCUCUUCACGUCGCGCAACAUGGCCCACGUGGAGCCGCAGGGCAGCGGGGCCGUGCGAGCAGACUCGGAGCCCGUCGCGGUGCUCCCGAUGCUCACCAACUCUUGCAUGCUCGCGCCGAUGCACCUCAUGCUGCGCCUCUUCCCGCCCGCCGGUGUCGUCUCGAUGGACGUGCGCGGCGUGCUCAGGCACAUCGCCUCCGCCGUCCUCUUUUCCCCCGCGUGGAACGAGCGUCUCUCGGCAGCCGUCUCGCUCCCAAGGGGAAAGUACCUCACGACCGGCGCGUCGGCGGUCGGAUCCUUCUGCGAGCUCCUCGACGCCGGCGAGGUCGAGGAGAUCGUGCUUGUCGGCUUCGACGGCUUCAAGCCGGGCCAGCCCAAGCACUACUUUGAGAACUUCGAGCCGUGGCACGAGCGUGUCCUCGGCUGGUUCAUCGAGGACCUCCUCAAGCAGUCGAAUCACGACCCUCGCUCCGAGCAGCUCUACAUCGGCAAGCUGCUCAAGGAGGGCAAGGUCAAGUUCAUGGAGUGAGCGAGAGGGUCGCGGUGGGCCGCGUCCAUUCAACAACCGACCGCCUUCACUCCCGCGCGCCAAUGUACUCUCUAGACGUGAGUUGCCUUUGCUCCGGCCUGGGCGGCCGAGGUGUGUUGCGCACAUUUGUUUGGGUGCAUAUAUGCAGCCACAGCCGAGGCUGGGUGGUGGGGGGUGUUUGAGAGGCACAUAUCAGAGAGACAAAGAGAGUGGGCGUGGUCCGUGGAGAGCGGGUGGGGCUCCCCACCGGCAGCGGCUGUGGUGGGAUGCGUGCGUUAUAGGACCUGUACUUAUUAGUUCUUUGGUGUUUGGAGACGCGAC
Messenger RNA from Emiliania huxleyi CCMP1516, 1563 nucleotides. Its product is annotated as glycosyltransferase, family 29. Bases 121 to 1242 code for a protein of 373 amino acids. NCBI's taxonomy places the organism in Eukaryota, Haptophyta, Isochrysidales, Noelaerhabdaceae. Gene Ontology annotation, molecular function: sialyltransferase activity. The transcript has 10 exons. The record is from RefSeq and is a predicted model, not a curated record.